This is a messenger RNA of Trichogramma pretiosum, 1691 nucleotides long. RefSeq names its product ATP-dependent (S)-NAD(P)H-hydrate dehydratase-like. Bases 590 to 1606 code for a protein of 338 amino acids. Gene Ontology annotation, molecular function: ATP-dependent NAD(P)H-hydrate dehydratase activity. The record is from RefSeq and is a predicted model, not a curated record. Gene Ontology annotation, biological process: metabolite repair. NCBI's taxonomy places the organism in Eukaryota, Metazoa, Arthropoda, Insecta, Hymenoptera, Trichogrammatidae. The transcript has 2 exons.
UGAGUUAUUUACCAAGUUCCGCUAUUGAACCUCUUGUUUACAUCGCCUUAGAAGAUGUCAAAAUUCCUUUAUAUUAUACUAUGAUCAUCGAGUGUCAAUGAAAUAGACAUUCUGCAGACGUUCUGCACGUGCCCGGGUCUGUGUUCGUUGUAUGUACGACAAAUUUAUGUGAUAAAAUUUCGCAGUUUUUGUACAAGUAACAACGACCUUUUGAAAAUACCGGUAUUUAGGCUCGCAAAAUGAUGUUUACCAUCCGCGAUUAAAUGUGAUUCAUUUCGACCACUGAACGAAGACCAAUGAAAGUUGAACGUGACUUUGCAAAACGCUUAUAAUGUGAAUGAUUUUAUCAUUAUCACUUGCUGGCGUUUGUGGUAAUGCUGUGGUCUACCUACUAUUAAACUGAUAAUAAUUCAUAUCUUGUUACUGUCAUUCAUACCUAAUUCUAUAUAAUUGGUUUACUACAAUAGCAGACGUUUUUACAAUUAUUGUUUUGCUGAGUGGUAAAGGUACUGUCAUCACGUAGUCUGUAAAAAUAGGCUCUUCAUCUCUUAAAUUCUGUAAAUUAUAAUAAAAUUUAUAACUAUCUCAAAUGCUAUUUGUAUUGAAAUCCUUUCAUAGGACUAAGACGUUCGCUAAAUUCUGCAUAAAGAUAAAUAUGUCAACUGCUACAGAAGAUAUUUAUUUACAAGCAGCCAAAUUUUUGGUACCAAGUUUAAAAGUAAAUAAGCAUAAAGGACAAAAUGGAAGGAUUGGAAUCAUUGGAGGUUCUGUAGAGUAUACUGGUGCUCCAUUCUAUGCAGGAAUGAGUGCACUUAGAACAGGUGCUGAUUUGGCCUACGUAUUUUGCUGCAGAGAAGCAGCUACCGCUAUCAAGUCUUAUAGCCCAGAAUUGAUUGUUCAACCUUACUUGGACCUCGAGUGUCCUUUCGAAUUGAUUGAACCAUGGUUGGAUCGCUUGCAUGUGGUUCUGAUUGGUCCUGGUUUAGGCAGAGAUUCACAAAUUUUAAACGGGCCUGUAACUUCAAUAAUAAACUAUUGUAAAAUUAAAUCAAAACCUUUGAUCAUAGAUGCUGAUGGCUUAUAUUUAGUUAGUGAGAAUCCUGAAUUGCUAUCAAAUUGCUCUAAAGUUAUUCUUACUCCAAAUGUUAUGGAGUUCAGUAGAUUAGUAAAAAAAUUCUUGAACAAAACUAUCGAUCUAAGUGCAGAUAUUAAAGAUGAUCAAGUCAAGGAACUUGCUGAUAAAAUUGGUCCAAAUGCUAUAGUACUUCUUAAGGGAAAAUCUGAUAUUAUCUCUUCAAAUGCAGUAAGCAUUCAUUGCUCUGUGUCAGGGUCAGGUCGACGCUGUGGUGGACAAGGUGAUUUGCUAUCUGGAUCUUUAUCUGUAUUAACUUGGUGGGCUCAGCAGAACAAUGCUUCCUUGUCAAAGUUUUUAGGAGAAAAUAAUCUGACAACAUUAAAUGCAGAUAUGCUCGCUUGCUAUGCAGCAUCAAGACUUAUUCGUGAAACCAAUGCUUUUACUUUUACAGAGAAUCACCGUGGAAUGCUAGCAAGCGAUAUGCUCAAUUGUUUAUCAAAUAACUUUUAUAAAAUUUUAGAAGUAGAUUAAGAAAUUUGAUAAUAUCAUCAUGACAGGGAUUAUGUAUAUUUACAUAAAUAUUGCAAGAAAUAAGAUUGACCAAAUUUAUUUUUAA